This is a messenger RNA of Theobroma cacao (cacao), 1468 nucleotides long. RefSeq names its product syntaxin-132. Gene Ontology annotation, cellular component: endomembrane system; plasma membrane; SNARE complex. Lineage: Eukaryota; Viridiplantae; Streptophyta; Magnoliopsida; Malvales; Malvaceae. The record is from RefSeq and is a predicted model, not a curated record. Gene Ontology annotation, biological process: vesicle fusion; intracellular protein transport; exocytosis. Gene Ontology annotation, molecular function: SNAP receptor activity; SNARE binding.
CCACGUUUCUGUAGCUUCUUCCCUUUCCAAUUCCGAAACAGAUCUGUUUCUCUCUUUAAUUUCUGCUGCAUUUUGUCUCGAUUUUUUUUUCGUCUCUUAAAGGCCACUGAAGAAAAGCCUGAAACCCUAAAAAAAAGACCUGGUUUUGUUAAAAACCAGGUCUUAAUAAUUAUAUAAUAAUCAUUAGUUUUAAUCUUUAAUUAAUCACAUUUUAUAGUAUUAGAUCUCUUUAUAAUCUCCUUUUAGCUUUCUGAAAUUCCAUUUUGCUUUUGAAAAUCUUCAAUUUUGGUCUCUUCUCUUUGAAGCUUCGUUGAGCUUGUUCAUCUUUCCACUAUGAACGACCUUCUAACGGAGUCAUUUGAGAUCCCUCGAGGUCAAGGAUCCCGAGGUGGAGAUAUUGAGCUAGGAGCUCAAAUGAAUUCUGGAGAACUCGGCCUUCAAAAUUUCUUUAAAAAGGUUCAAGACAUAGAUAAACAAUAUGAGAAGCUGGAUAAGCUACUCAAAAAGCUUCAGGAUGCACAUGAGGAAUCCAAGGCAGUGACUAAGGCUCCAGCCAUGAAAUCUAUCAAACAGCGGAUGGAGAAAGAUGUCGAUGAAGUUGGAAAAAUUUCUCGUUUUAUAAAGGCUAAAAUUGAGGAAUUGGACAAAGAGAAUUUAGCCAACAGGCAGAAGCCUGGAUGUGGAAAAGGAACAGGUGUAGACCGGUCAAGGACAGCAACAACUCUUGCGAUUAAAAAGAAGUUGAAAGACAAAAUGGCUGAGUUUCAGACUCUGAGGGAAACCAUCCAUCAGGAGUAUCGGGAGGUUGUUGAGAGACGUGUUUUCACAGUGACGGGCGCAAGACCAGAUGAAGAGACAAUUGAAAAGCUGAUUGAUACUGGAGAUAGUGAACAAAUAUUCCAGAAAGCAAUUCAGGAGCAGGGACGAGGCCGGAUAAUGGACACUGUUUCCGAAAUUCAGGAGCGCCAUGAAGCAGUGAGAGAUUUGGAGAGAAAGCUGCUUGAGUUACAACAGAUAUUUUUGGAUAUGGCGGUGCUGGUUGAUGCGCAAGGAGACAUGCUUGACAACAUAGAAUCUCAGGUCUCGAGUGCAGUAGAUCACGUGCAGUCAGGCAAUACCGCCCUCCAAAAGGCGAAGAAACUACAGAAGAACUCGAGGAAGUGGAUGUGCAUUGCCAUCAUCAUCCUCCUCCUAAUUGUUGUAAUUAUCGUGGUUGCUGUGAUUAAGCCCUGGAGCAGCAACAAAGGUGCUUAGAUUGUUGUGUCAUUUGUUUUUGUAUAAAAGUAUAUGAAUACGGUGAAAAUGAUCCUUCUUUCGGCUGUUCCUGUUAAUAACUCGAGGUCUAUGCUACAAAACCCCCAUAUCUCGCGUCUGUGUGUGUUGGUUGAAUACUGUUAUGAUUGAAAAUUUAAUAUUCUUUUGAUAUAUUAAUAUAGUAACUAAAAUCAUGCCUUGGAUGAUUGUUUCA